UAGUCGCAUUUCAAGUUAAACGUAGUAUUUUGCUAAGUACUGCAACGCGACGGUUUUCUUUCUUGGUGCCCUGAAAUUUUUACGUUCUUACUUCAACUUCUUUAAUAUUAGUCGGCCUUUGGAUCCGUUGCAAGCGAGUGGACGAAUCGUUUUUCGUCACUGUUAACCUGCCAUGGUUAUCAACAACUGAAAUUUAUUUGUCAACAAUCUACUAAACCGGCAAUGGUCAUGGUCUUCAUAUGCCCAUCAUUUUAUGUCCCAAGUUAAUUUGUUGAAAAUAAAUCAACAUUUGAUUAAACUAAAGUUGGCAAUUGUUUUACUGCUUUGCAGAAACAGUCAUUCAUAAUGGCCAUGAUACCAAGUGAGCUGAUAAAUGGCGUUUUAGUGUGUGCUUGCUUAUUUCUGGUGGGAUUUUAUGUGUAUGUGACAAGAUAUUUCAAGUAUUGGAAGAAACAGGGUGUCAAACAUUCCAAACCAUCGUUUCCUUUCGGAAAUUUCGGAAAGUGUAUAUUUUUACAACAAUCUAUUCAUGAAUUUAUCGAUGACAUGUAUCGCGACGGCAAAGGAGAAAAAAUGGUCGGAUUUUACGUUCUCGACCGCCCAUACGUUCUAUUACGCGAUCCAGAGUUGCUUAGGAGUGUGUUUAUAAGGGACUUUAAUAUAUUCUCGAACAAGGUAUUGUGUAACAACAAAAGUGACCCAUUUGGCACACACAUGCUCUUUUUGGAGACGAACCCUCCGUGGAAGCAUAUUCGGCAAAAGCUCUCACCUAUGUUUACCUCAGGUAAACUCAAGAAGAAUUUUGACCUUAUGAUGGAGAUUUACAAGGAUCUAGAUUUCCAUCUAAACAGCUUAGGAGUAAACGAUGAAAAUGUGAGGCCGAUAGAGGUCAGAGAACUGUCUGCAAAGCUAAUGACUGACGUGAUAGGCAUUACAGCUUACAACAUACGAUUUGAUUCAUUGAGAGACCCUGACGCUCCUUUUCGAAAAAUUGGAAAAUCACUAUUCCGAAGUCAAUUGAUUCGUUAUCUGCAAUGUUCAUCGAUUUUUUUCAUUCCAGCUUUCCGUGCAAUAUCAAAUGCUAAAUUUUUUGAUGCAGAAACAGAAUUUUUCGAAAACAUGUUCUCACGCAUAGUAGACGAGAGAAUUAUGUCUGGGAAUAAAAAAAAUGAUUUUGUCGAUUUGGUCAUCAACAUGAUAGGAAGCGAGGAGAUUGGAAAUACCGAUGAGAUAAAAGUAGGACACCGUUCAUGGAUGUCCCAGUUGGCAGGAAUUUUCUCAGCUGGUUUUGAAACAUCUUCGACGACUACAACUUUUUCUUUGUAUCAAAUAGCCGUAAAUCCAGAAGUUCAAAAAAGAUUGAGAGAUGAACUUGCAAAUUCUGUAGAAAAGACAAAUGGAAAGUUGACGUACGAUGUGGUGACCGAUGCACCCUACCUCAAUAUGAUUGUGCGAGAAGCUUUGAGGAUGUUUCCUAUUCUUACAUGGCUCGAUCGAGUGCCAGAUGUUGACUACACAUUUCCUGGAACAAACGUCACUAUAAAAAAAGGAACUCCUGUUAUUUUUCCUCUUCGUUCGAUGCAAAUGGAUCCUAAAUAUUACAAGGAUCCAGAGAAAUUUGACCCCGAAAGAUUUUCAGAUGAAAACAAGAGUGAAGUCAUUCCCUUCACAUAUGCUCCAUUUGGUGAAGGACCAAGAAAUUGCAUAGGUGGUAGACUAGGACUGUUACAAGUUAAGCUUGCGACAGCUUAUUUAGUGAUGAACUACGAAAUAACACCUUGUGAAAAAACACCAAUUCCUUUGAAAUGUGAUAGGAUCAAUGCUCUGAACCAUCCUGCUGGAGAUAUUUGCUUGAAUUUUAGAAAAGUUCUGACGUCUAUGUAACAUAUAAUUAGUAGUUGAAAAUGUUAUAAUUUAUUUCUGUAAAUAAUGAGCAUAUCUUAUGAAUCAUUAAUUAUUAUUAUUAAUGGAAUUUUCUCAUUAAAUUUAUAUUUAUUUUGAUAUAAAAAGCCUAUUGUAUCACAAUUGUAUUGUAAUGUAAGUUAUGUAUUCUUCUGAGAAUUUAAUUAUUCAGUAGAAAAUCUAAAUAUUUA
Molecule: messenger RNA, 2093 nt
Organism: Copidosoma floridanum
Lineage: Eukaryota; Metazoa; Arthropoda; Insecta; Hymenoptera; Encyrtidae
Product: cytochrome P450 6k1-like
Molecular function (GO): heme binding; oxidoreductase activity, acting on paired donors, with incorporation or reduction of molecular oxygen; iron ion binding
Source: RefSeq, a predicted model, not a curated record